This is a messenger RNA of Chenopodium quinoa (quinoa), 2508 nucleotides long. RefSeq names its product crossover junction endonuclease MUS81-like. Bases 94 to 2025 code for a protein of 643 amino acids. NCBI's taxonomy places the organism in Eukaryota, Viridiplantae, Streptophyta, Magnoliopsida, Caryophyllales, Amaranthaceae. The transcript is spliced from 16 exons. Gene Ontology annotation, biological process: mitotic intra-S DNA damage checkpoint signaling; resolution of meiotic recombination intermediates; DNA catabolic process. Gene Ontology annotation, cellular component: nucleus; Holliday junction resolvase complex. Gene Ontology annotation, molecular function: DNA binding; 3'-flap endonuclease activity; crossover junction DNA endonuclease activity. The record is from RefSeq and is a predicted model, not a curated record.
CCCAAAUUAAUUUCCAGAAAACCCUAGCAAUUUACAAAAACUCCACCAAAUUUCUGAUCAAAUUUCACAAAACUUUCUCUCUCCUCGACAAAAAUGGCGAUUGAGAAGAGACCAGUGUGUGAAGAGAACGACGAGCUGGUUGCGUACAUGCGAAAAUGCCGGACAGAAAGGAUGGAGAAAAAUCCCCAAGCUCACACCCAAAAUAUUGAGAAAACUGUUAAAAAAGCUCUCACUAAUGUUUGUGAUCAUAAAACCCCCAUUACUACUCUCAAGGAAUUUCAAGCAAUUAAGGGUAUUGGGAAAUGGCUUGCGAAUGAGAUGCGAGAAUUUUUCAACAGUAAUUCUAGUGCUUCUCAAGAUGAUAAUUUGGCAAAAGGAGGUAAGAAGGCUAAAGGCUCCAGAAGGUAUUUACCGCAGAAAAAUUCUGUUGCUUAUGCAUUAUUGAUUUCCUUACAUAGGGCAACUACUAAUGGAAAAGAAUUUAUGCAUAAGCAAGAGCUGAUUGAUGCAGCUGAAGCUAGUGGUCUCUCACGAGUGCCAAUAGCGCCAGAAGCGGGCAGAGGUAAGCAGAAGCAAUUUGGAAGUUCCCCUAGGGAUUGGUAUAGUGGAUGGAGUGCAAUGACGACAUUGAUUGGCAAAGAUCUUGUAUAUAAAAAUAGUAAUCCUGCAAAAUAUAUGCUAUCUGAUGAGGGUCGUAAAGUAGCAAUAGAAUGUUUGUCUCGAUCCGGUAUGCUUGAUUCUGCUGCAAAUGUUAUCAACACGAAAGAAGCUUUAAUUUCAGAUGAUGAAGAUGCAGAGAUUAUGGAGCUUGAAGCUGCUAGUUCACCCUCAUCUCCUGAUCUGAAUAAGGGCAUGAAAGAUGAUAUUCCUUUGGAGUUUCUUGAUAGGUUCACAGCCCUGGGUUACACAAGUGAACAAGUUUUACAUACUUUAGCUGAAGUUUCUGUAAGUCCACCAACUCAAGAAUUAUCUACACUCUGGCCCACAGUUCUUUGCCAUCUGCGAGAAAAUGAAGUUUAUGGUCUUCCCUCUGAUCCUCAGCCAACUGGAAGAAAAAAUUCUGAUGAUGCAUCUACUAGCUGUAGAUAUGUUGAGGGUGAACAUAAUGUGACUGGUGUAAUUAAUCAAAACGGUCUUACUUCCUCAUCAACCUUGGAUUAUCAUGGAAAAAAGGCUAGUCAAUCUUCUUACCAAGCCAGUCCAGUUGAUCUUAGACUGCCACCACUUGAAGAUUUGCAGAAGUUCGAAGAUACAUACGAAAUUGUCUUGAUUUUGGAUGACCGAGAACACUUUGCCAGAACAAAGUCAAGAAAUCUUAAAGAAAAGAUUUGUGAGGAAUAUAAAAUUCAAAUAGAGGUCAGACGUUUGCCCGUUGGAGAUGCUAUUUGGAUUGCACGUCAUAAAAAAGAUUCCACUGAAUAUGUUCUUGAUUUCAUUGUUGAGAGGAAAAAUGUUGAUGACCUACGUAGUUCAAUAAGAGAUAACCGCUACAGGGAUCAGAAGUUGAGACUUCAGAGAACUGGAAUGAAGAAGAUUAUGUAUUUGGUGGAAGGUGAUCCUAAUGCUUGUGAAGGAGCUGAUAGCAUUAAAACAGCUUGCUUUACUACAGAGAUCUUGGAGGGGUUUGACGUGCAAAGAACAACAAGCCUUGUUGAUACUCUUCACCGAUAUGGCUUUUUAACUCUGGCAAUUACUGAUCACUAUAAACUGAUUUCAUCAGCUGAAGAAUGCAAAACCGCGGGUGUCUGUCCUAAGUAUAAACAGUUUAUCAAAAAAUGUGAAGAUGCUGAUAAACUGACGGUUAGUGAUGUUUUUGCCACACAGCUCAUGCAGGUUUCUCAGGUGACUGAGGAUGUUGCCAUGGCUGUCUUGGAAUGUUAUCCUACUCUCUACUCUCUUGCUCAUGCGUAUGCUGCUUUAGAUAAGGAUACUCUUGCUCAGCAGGAGUUGCUGAUGAAGAAAAGUGAGGGUGCAGUCAAUGCUGUUGCUAGUAGAAAUAUCUACCGCUUUGUAUGGGCAGAUUAGUUGGAACCUCCUUCUGAUGCAAACAAUUGCCAGGACAGUUCAAGCUAUGUAUGAUAUCUGUUGUAGCUUAAUGGCCAGAGAAGGUUGUCAAGUAGUACUUAUUCCAUUUCUAAUAUUACUGCCUCCACACUCGCUUAGGUUCCACUUGCGAUGUUGCUUUUGGGGGAAACCACGUGCUCAAGCCUCUUCUCUGCUGGACACCUCAGUGUUGCAUGUUCUUUUUGAUCAAACGUUAAUUGCUGAGCAAACUGCAAAUUGUGUUGCUUUUUAGUUGCUCAACUCAGAUUAAUCACUACCAAAUUCAUUGCAUUCUUUGUAGCUCUAAUCAUAGCCACAUAUACUAAGUGUUAAUCUUUGGAGUGCUUACUAUCGAUUUCAUUGUAUUAUUAGUUACUCUUAUUUUAGGUUUAUGUUUUAGUGUUCAUCUUAUCUUAGGAUUAUUUGUAAUUUUGAAUUACUUUGUACAGAUUCUUAGCUCAAUAC